Molecule: messenger RNA, 1445 nt
Organism: Durio zibethinus
Lineage: Eukaryota; Viridiplantae; Streptophyta; Magnoliopsida; Malvales; Malvaceae
Product: telomere repeat-binding factor 4-like
Biological process (GO): nucleosome assembly
Cellular component (GO): nucleosome
Molecular function (GO): double-stranded telomeric DNA binding
Source: RefSeq, a predicted model, not a curated record
AUUCAAUAAUAAAUUAUAUUUAAUGAGCAAAAUGAGAAAAAAAAAACUUGUAAUCCUGUUUUAAUUCCAGGUGGACAACUGCUCUCACAAGACGCAAAAUUAAAACGAUGUCGUAGUGUGCAACAAACAAAGGCAAAUAACGUGUCCGUCGACGGCCACGUGACCUGAACAUUCGAAGGAUUUUCGGAGCUGAAAAAAAAAAAAAAACCACAGCAGCAAAGAGUAGCGCUGGCGGCAGUGGUGGCUGCUAGUGGGAGCAUACAGGGGGUUGGGCAUCAUCUUUGAGGGGGCGACAGAGAGAUGGGGAACCCGAAACAGAAGUGGAUAGCGGAAGAAGAAGAAGCAUUGAGAGCGGGAGUAGCCAAAUACGGCAAAGGGAAUUGGAAAUCAAUCCAAAGAGACCCUGAGUUAAGCCCCUUCCUCUCCGCUCGCUCCAACAUUGAUCUCAAGGACAAGUGGCGAAAUUUGAGUGGCGGUCCCGGCGGCCAUGGUCCCCGGGAAAAAUCAAGGACGCCCAAGCCCAAAGUAAGCUCCGACGGUUCAACUCCGCAGAGCUCUGCUCCUGUUAAGCGAAUUGCAUUACCCAAACCAGUCACUGAUGAUUCAUCAAAAAGCUUUGCUCCAAACCGGUACAAUGAAAUGAUUAUCGAAGCUGUAUCAGCGUUGAAAGAGCCAAACGGAUCAGAUAACGGAGCAAUUGUGAGCUACAUUGAGCAAAGGCAAGAGGUAUCUCAAAGUUUUAAGAAGCAGUUAUGUUCAAGGUUGAAAAGGCUGGUCGCAGUAGGAAAACUAGAAAAGGUGCACAAUCGCUACAAGAUUAGAAAAGAUGAGACAUUUGGGACGAAGACACCAACUCCAAAACAGAAAGGCAUGCGGCUUAAGCAUUCGCAUAACAGUGGUCGUAUAACGUGUGAUGCAGUUGAAGAUGCUUCAGUAACUGCUGCCUAUCUGAUUGCUGAAGCAGAAAAUAAGUCAUUUGUUGCAGCUGAAGCAGUUAAAGAGGCAGAAAGAGUCUCUAAAAUGGCUGAAGAUAUGGAUUCACUGCUACGGUUGGCCGAAGAGAUUUUUGAAACAUGUUCUCGAGGUGAAAUUCUGGUUAUCGCAUAGGAUAUGUGGAUUAACUUAAAAGAGAUGACCCCUUGAAUUAGAAUAUGUACAUAUUGUUGAUUGUGUUUUCUCUUCUUUCUCUUGGGAUGUGACUUGACUAAUUUUGAAUAUUGUUGCUACUUGUUAGUGCAGCAGAAACUUCAAUAUUCGCUCUCCAUUCCUUCAAGCAAAAACUGAAAGGCCCAUUUCCCAUUUCUGUGAGUUAUCCACAGUUUCCCUUUGGAGAGGACAAAAGAUAAGAGACCAUAAACCUUUAUACUUGAAUUCUAAUCGAUAAUACGUGUACGAAAAACUAAUGAUUAAUGGUUUUUGCAUGCGAGAAAGAAGAAUGUAUAUUA